Molecule: messenger RNA, 1929 nt
Organism: Ixodes scapularis (black-legged tick)
Lineage: Eukaryota; Metazoa; Arthropoda; Arachnida; Ixodida; Ixodidae
Product: serine hydrolase-like protein
Exons: 2
Coding region: 114-1109 (331 amino acids)
Source: RefSeq, a predicted model, not a curated record
AGCGAGUGCCCCGCUCUCUUUUAUCGGCAGUGGUCGUUUGACGCGGUUCCAAGGGCCAUCGAGGCAUCCCCCGAACGACUUGAUGACAUGCCUGAGGACGGCGAGCAGUCAACAUGGCGACGAGGUUGGCCGGGCCUCCAAGACUCUUCGCGAAGCGGAACUACAUUUUGCUCCCUUGGACCAGAAGCACGAAAAAAUGGAGGCACGUCCUGUCCAGGGGAGCGUCAUCAACGUCACUACAAAAAGAAAGACCAGUACGUGAUGUGAUCAUACCGCUUCCCUACGGCCAUCUAGCAGCGAAACAGUGGGGACCGGACCAUGGCCAACCCGUACUCGCCCUCCACGACUGGUUUGACAACGCCGCCAGUUUCGAGCCCCUGGUAGCCUUCCUCAAACCCGAAUUUAGGAUAGUGUCACUGGACCUUAUAGGGCACGGAUUGUCAUCCCACCUCCCACCUGGAUCCAACUACAGUCGAGAUCGUUACGUGGAAGACGUGUUAAGAGCGGUGGACUACCUUAAAUGGGACACCUACGCCAUCGUGGGUCAUGGUAUGGGUGCUGGUGUCGGCUACUUUUUGGGUUCCCUGCAGCCUGAAAGGGUCCCUAGACUGGUGUCUUUGGAAGGUACCUUCCCAGCGGCUCCCUCUAGCGCUCGUGAUCCAGCGCAACACAAUAUGAAAAACACUGAUACCUCCUUGAGGCCCUGUUACACCAAAGUGGACGUUCUGCGGAAGAUGGCUUCUAGGGGUAUCAGCUCGAAAUCAGCCAGGUUCAUGAUGGUUAGGGGAUGUUCCUCACUUGGCGACGGGCGCUAUAUCUUCAACGCUGAUCGUAGGAUCGGCUGUGCUGAAACGCAGGUGUUAUACCCUGGCGUCUUCGACAAAGUUCUGCCAAGAUUUCAAAACAGCAUGCUCGUGCUGCGAAGGGAUGCUGAACUCGUGGAAAAGGCUGGGUGCCCCAAUAUGGAUGCUGUUGAAGCUCUUAUUCGCUGUGUAGGCGCCGAGCAGUGCUCUAGGUUUAGUUACGUUGUUAUUUCUGGAGAGAAAGGCAUUCAUUGGACGAAGCCGAAUGCCGUGGCGCGCAUUGUGAACGAGUUCUUGUGUACCUGAUUUUUGUGUCAUGCAGUGGCAGGCAUGUGUUAUACUGUACCAUAGCUUCCUCUAUAUUGACAUAGCCUGGCAGUUCGCUACGAGAAGCGGCCGCCGAAAUUGAAAAGGUAGAGCGGCAGACAACGGAUGAGAUGAGAGCCGCGUGAUGGGCGCCCCGCUGCGGCGAGACGCCGAAACACACUUGUCCCGAGCGAUGAAAUGUCCGCUGGCGUUCCUCGCGUUACUGCUUUUUUUCUCGUCGGGCUUGAAAACCAUGUUUCGGGUCCUCGCCGCUGCAAAGGCUGUGCGCUGACGUCCAGGUUCUCCGAGAAAUGCUCUGUGCUACCAGAUCCUCCCGCCCCAAAUCUGCGACCGGGCACUCUAUGGCUCCGUCGUCAAACUGCCAGGCUUUGUGAGUAUAGAGAAGGCUAUGACUUCUACCGCGGUUUAUAUGAACUGAACCACCACUCCGCGCGGCGUUUGGAACUACCAAAAUCAACAAUCGCGCGCUUCUUUUUUCUUCUUUUUUUUUUUUUUUGUUGACGUUGAUACAUGUCGACGCCAAGACAACUGCUUUCUCGCUCUCGUUGCGGUACAGUGCUUUUUCGUGUAGUCUGCUAGUGAGGAUGUGCAUGCGACAUCCCUCCGCUUAGUCGAACCGUAAAACCAAUACAAGACAGAACAUAAAUCUCUCGUAAACGUUCUAGAAACAAAUUCUGCAGCGCGUCGACUUCUGAUCAAGCAAUAAUCACACCACAGUAGAGUUGCUCAAACAGAAGUGUCUCUUUGUUUAACCAUGAACACAAAGACAUAUUAAAAAAAACUUCAAGAGUGGCGAUAA